CUAGCUUAUCAUUUCCUAUUGUUUUUUAUUUUAUUUUUGCUAUUUUUCCCUUUAUAUCUUUUUUCGACCUCCCCUUUUUGCUUGCAUCAAACUCGUUCUUGUCAUUACUUUGCUCGUUUUUAAAAGCCUGCCCAAAAUGCACGCCAAAUUUCUUCUCCCUAUCCCCUUGGCUGGCGCCCUGGCUAUACCUAGCCCGGCGCCAAACGCUCCUGGGGAUUUCGCCGUUUCGCACGUCCUCGAAGCCCGCCGCGACCCAGGCCCGCGACCUGCUCCGAAGCCCAGGCCGAGACCGGCGUCGCCGCCUCCUCGCCUUAUCACUUUGGAUAACGAAGGCGGCGCCCGUUGCCGCCCGCGUAGCGUUCCAAAGCUCGACGAAAAGACGGCUAAAAUCGUGGCCCGCUAUUAUAGCUUGGGCGAGGAGUAAAAUAGGCGUAACGUUAGGAAAAACGAAAAAAAACCUAAAGGGAAUAUUAAAAAAAACUUUUGUUGGUUGCAAUUACGCCCCCCGUUUUUAAAAACAUUCGAAACGUAAGGGCUUGCUAUUUAUGCAACAACUUAUUUACUCGUUUAGCGCUGCUUUCCAAAUCCUUCCAUUUAUAUUUAACCUGCCCGCUUUGUUUUUAUUAAAAAAACCUAAGCGAUAGUUUUAAAUGCC
Messenger RNA from Gaeumannomyces tritici R3-111a-1, 655 nucleotides. RefSeq lists its product as hypothetical. NCBI's taxonomy places the organism in Eukaryota, Fungi, Ascomycota, Sordariomycetes, Magnaporthales, Magnaporthaceae. The coding region runs from base 137 to 424 and encodes 95 amino acids. The record is from RefSeq and is a predicted model, not a curated record. The transcript has a single exon.